This is a messenger RNA of Helobdella robusta, 1266 nucleotides long. RefSeq lists its product as hypothetical. Bases 1 to 1266 code for a protein of 421 amino acids. Gene Ontology annotation, molecular function: protein binding. The record is from RefSeq and is a predicted model, not a curated record. The transcript has a single exon. NCBI's taxonomy places the organism in Eukaryota, Metazoa, Annelida, Clitellata, Rhynchobdellida, Glossiphoniidae.
AUGAUGGAAGAAAUAAACUCAAUGGUAGCAGAUUUAAUUCAUUAUCGCGAUUAUUUUUUCACUAAACAUGACGUCUCAUGCGCAGGACAAAAGCAACACUUCAUUCAGGAAAGACUGGACGAAGUUCUGGCCAAAUUGGACAGCCUCGAUGAUGAAACGAAAAAUAAAGCCGAAUAUCUAAUGCUUCGUGGCAAGGCAUUGAGUGUUGCGACCGAUCGUCAGGAAAUUUCAGAGGAAUUGCUAUCAAAAGCUGUUAAAUUGAACCCCACAUUAACAGAGGCAUGGAACUGCCUGGGCGAGUUGUACUGGACAAAAAAAGACAUGGACGGGGCAAAAAAUUGUUUCCUGGCUUCGUUAAACCACAAAAAAGACAAAGCAUCACUGAGGAAUCUUUCACUAAUUACAAGAUCAACUUGGAAAGAUCAGGAAGAAAGAUUAAAAAAUAUUGACACCAGCCUUGAUCUAGCCAAAGAAGCUCUCCAGUUAGAUUUAACGGAUGGAUUCUCCUGGCUCACAUUUGGAAAUGCCAACCUGGCCAAAUAUUUCAUCAGUCAAAAUCCUAAUUUAAUGAAGCAGUCAUUAUCUGCAUACAUCAGAGCUGAGACAGACCCAGUGGCAUGUAAUUCUUAUGAUUUGCACUACAAUAAGGGAACUGUCUAUGAAUAUCUAGAAGAAUAUGAGAAAGCCCUCCUAGAUUACGACGUGGCAUUGAGACUGCAACCAACAUUCGAAGAGGCAGCUCAAAAGGAAAGUCAACUGGUGAAAUAUUUGAAGGAAACAACACACUUGCUCUCAACAAAAGGUAACAUUAAAGGAAAAAGACUGAAGACAUUUGUUAGCAAAAUAACUCCAGAGUUACAUUUGGGUUCGCACUUACCUGUUUAUUUGAAGGAUGGGGAUUAUUCUGUAAAAAAUUUAAAAGAUUUGAAUACAGGUCCCAACCCCAAAACAAUUCUACUUGGUAAGGUUGUAGGCAGUUUGUUCAACAAUAGCUCAGUCUCUUUUACAUUCUCAAUAGUGGAUAAGAAUGAAGACUCUACAGCAGUCACAGUGUACAACGCUCUCCAUGGAUGGGGUGUCAAAAUUGAUGACUCAAUAGCCAUUCCGGAUCCAAGACUGAACAGAAUAAACUUUUCAUACAAAGGCGACUCAUUUGAUUUCUACACUAUCAGAGUCGAGCAUCCGAUGCACAUGAUUGUUAAUGCCAGGAAGCCAAAAGUCAACUCUGUGUCACUUGCUGUUUUGUCGUCAUCCAUUGAACAAUGA